AACUACAGCGGCCCCAACAACAACCACAACAACCACAACAGCUGCCCCAACAACCACAACAACUGCCGCAACAACAACAACAGCUGCCCCAACAACAACAACCACAACAGCUGCCCCAACAACUACAACUGCAACCCCAACAACAACCACAACAGCUGCCCCAACAACAACCACAACAACUUCCCCAACCACAACAACCACAACAGCUGCACCAACAACUACAACUGCCCCCACAACAACAACUACAGCGGCCCCAACAACAACCACAACAACCACAACAGCUGCCCCAACUACAACCACAACAACUGCCCCAACAACAACAACCACAACUGCUGCCCCAACAACAACCACAACAACUGCCCCAACAACAACAAC
Messenger RNA from Oreochromis aureus, 375 nucleotides. RefSeq names its product GATA zinc finger domain-containing protein 14-like. The annotation marks the transcript as partial. Lineage: Eukaryota; Metazoa; Chordata; Actinopteri; Cichliformes; Cichlidae. The record is from RefSeq and is a predicted model, not a curated record. The transcript has a single exon.